AUGGCUGAAACGCCGAUUCAUGGCCACGCUCAAGUGAACGACUUCCCAUCCGCGUCGACGACAGAACGCACUCCAUUACUCGCGGACUCGCAGGGGCCAGGAGGCGUAUAUACGACCUCAAGCAGAUCCGCAACACGAUCAAGACGUGGCAAGCAAAUCCAGCGCAAGAGACGUAUCUCUGCAGAGGGCUCGUCUCCUAGUCGCAGCUUCAGGAGCGACAGGGAGGACCUAGAGGUUCAGAGAUGUGAUCACCAAUGCUGCUCGUCUGCUCAGCGUCGACGUUCUCCUUCUUCCACGGAGUCAGGCGGCUACCCUGCUCCCGACACAUCAUCUGCUGAAUCCAUGCAAAGUCCAACAGAAGCCACAACCAGAAAAACCCUGCACGGCUCACACGACUCGCUUCUCCUCGGCCUCACUAACGAUGCACCUUUAUCAGCGUUGGACCGACCUGGGAUCCUGUCUUCAAUCAUUCAGAGCGUAUCGUUACGGCUGGAAAACUCAGGCAGUGUUGCUCGCGAUCACCUAGCAUCCGAGCGAACUUUUUUGGCAUACAUGCGUACGAGUCUGGCCAUUGUUUCUUCGGGGGUCGCUUUAGUACAGCUCUUCUCUGCGGGUUCCGCUUCCACUCCUCAAGGAUCUAUGCACAGGCUCCAUACAUACAUUCGGCCCCUUGGUGCUUCAACAGUUAUCAUUGGUCUUUUCAUUCUGUUCGUCGGAUCGAUGAGAUACUUCACAGUUCAGGCCGCUUUGACUAAGGGAUAUUUCCCGGUCACCCGCAUUGCGACGGGAUUAAUUGCAUUCAUGCUUGCUACUCUCAUCACUCUUACAUUUGGAAUUCUUCUUGCUGUGACUGGCCUCUCAUUUCACAUAUACCGUCUAUUGCUCACCCAACAGCGCCUAAACACGAAGAUGCCUUCAGAACGCCGAACGAAGACAGCGAAAGCUAAGCAAUCACUCCAACGGAAACCUACGCCUUCCAAAACUGCUUUUAACUGGCAGGUCCUGACUUUGGGCGUUGUGCUGUCAAUCUUGACCGCCCUAUACUAUUCGCACUGGAGCGGAAUCUUGAACGUCUUGUCUCAGUCUCCUCAAUCUAUUCCAUCUCAGAAGGAUGCUCCAAUUAUGCGGGAUGAAGUGUUUCACGUUGUGGAUAUACCAGGGAAGGGUAAAGGAGCACUGGCAGCCCGCGAUAUUAAGCAAGGAGAGCUCAUCCUUCGAGAGAAGCCUCUCUUUGUUGUUCCUCGCAACAUAAACGCGUCUCCGCCGAAGUUCAUCUACGGCGAACUUCACAAGCUACCACCUGAAGGACAGCAGGCUUUCCUGAACCUCUCAUACGUCAACUUUCCGCAAGGGCUGGACCCAGAAGACCACCCUGAAGAAGUCGCGCUUGCUACGUUCCAAACGAAUGCAGUGUCGGCUGGAGAGAAUGUUGGCCUCUUCCCGCGGAUGGCGCGUAUAAAUCAUGGCUGUUCUAGCGCUUUCAACGUUGUGUAUAAUUGGAGAGAGUGGGAGGGACAGUUGGUUGUGCACGCGUUGAAAGAUAUACCCAAAGGGAAGGAGCUGUUGGCAACUUAUACCAACACCAAACGACCUCGAGACGAACGCAGAGCAUUUCUCAGCCAACAAUACGGCUUCCAUUGCACUUGUGAUGUCUGUUCCUUAACCAGCGACCUCUCUCGAGCGUCAGACGCACGAUUAACUGAAAUUUCUCGUCUGUAUGACGAAUUCGCGGCUUGGGGGUCAGAUAUCAUCGACGGUGCCCAGGCAAUCGAAUUUAUACGCAAGAUAUGGAAAAUAGAAGAUGAAGAAGGUUACUGGAGUGAGAGAGGUCAGCUUGCUGCUGACGCUGCUUGGGUGGCAGCUUCACAUUCUGAUGCGACGGCCACGCAAGCGUGGGCACGAAGAGCUGGAGAAUGGUUCUCUUAUGAGAUUGGGGCAGACACACCCCAAGUGAUGGAGAUGAGCAUGUUUGCAUCGCGCCCAGAGUCCCAUAAGGCGUGGGGUACAAAGCGGAGACAGAAUGUUGGAGGGCCAGAUCGGUCGAGAGGCGAGUAG
Messenger RNA from Cyclocybe aegerita, 2055 nucleotides. Lineage: Eukaryota; Fungi; Basidiomycota; Agaricomycetes; Agaricales; Hemipholiotaceae. The record is from the annotation of a GenBank genome assembly.